AAAAGGAAGGGUUGUAAGAGACCGAUCUAUUGCUUUCUUGCCUCCUUGUCCUGCUAUUUCAACCCCCCAUUUUACCAUAUAAAUCUCUGCAUACUCGCGCAUGCGCGUUACGCAAUCUACCGGAUAGCGAGGUAGGGGAGCUGUACUAAUGGCGGAGAACGUACGGUCGCCUUUUGAGUACCGGGAGCCACCGACCCUCGACAGCGACGGGGAUGGGAGCAAACCGCCUUUGCCGCCCCGGGGGAGGGGGUGUGUCAGGAAAAGGAAGGGUACCCCUGUGAAGGUGUGUGACCGGGCCUACGUGACAGAGGAUGAAGAGGAGGAGGAAGAGGAGAGUCUGUCUGAACACAGCUACAGUCCAGGUGAUGGACAGUACCCGGACGGAGCGGAGGACAGACUGCCUCCGACCGGAAGCCCUUACUACCUCGCCGACCCCUCCCAGCUCUGUGUGUCGGAGCUGGGCGAGGAGGGGGCGAGUGGGGUCCGGGGGCCAGUGCUCUUCCACCCCCCGCCCAACUGUAGGAUCCGAGAGGUGCACUGCGGGAGUCAGGUGCGGCUGGUCGUCAUAGCGAUUCGAGACAUCGCCAAAGGGGAGGAGAUCACAGUGGACUACAGCCUGAUGGACUGGGGAGAGAACGCCAUGGAUGAAGAGCCUGGCCCCCACCCGCUGUCUCUCUCCGACUACCUCACCCCCUCCUGGUCCCUCUCCCCCUCCUCCUCCCCGCUAACCCACACUGAGCCCAGCGAUUCGGACCGAGAGGAGGAGGAGGAAGACGACGAUGACGACGAAGAAGAAGAGAUGGAGGAGUUGAGGGGCCGCAUGCUCCGCCGCCGAAAGAAGCGCAAAAUAGCCACCCCCCCCGUCACCGCCAAGAAGAAGAGUGUCGCCACCCCCAGGGCCGGACCCGGGCGCCCCUGCUCAUCCUCCUUCUCCCGGCUGGCUGCCUCCUCGACCCCGACCGUGGCCCAGACCCCGUCUCAGCCCGCCACCCCACUGGCGCCCCCCACCACCAACAUCAACAACAACAUCAACAUAAACAUCGGCAGCUCCAGCGGGGCCACUGUCAGCCGACGGCAGCACUGCCCCUAUUGCGGCCGCCACUACCGCUCUCUGGCACGCCACCUGGAGAAACACCAUGCCAACCAGCCAGAGGUCAGGGCUGCCAUGGAGCUGUCCGCACUCCACACACACCCUUCCUCCUCUACCUCCUCCUCGCACGGCCACAUCUUCGCCUCCCCUCAGCCUUCCUCUUCCUCUACUCCCGCCCCUCCCCCUCUUUUCUCCAGGGAGAGAGAGAGGGAUGCGGUGGCCGCUCGAAGUUCCUCGGGGGCGGUCUCCUUUUCACUCUCGCUCUCCCCGCCCUCGGCUUCUCAGUCGGCCGCGGCCAAAAAAGCCUCCAACGUAUCGGUUCAGACGCCCAAGCCAGGCUCCGCCCCUGCGGUGGCCCCGGUGAAAAGUCCUCCAACAUCCACGCCACCCAGGAGGGGCCGCAAGCCGAAGAGAGAGAAGGAGGAGCAGCAGAAAGCGGAGGAGUCCAUCAGGAGCAAAGAGGAAGAGAUACCUCCACCUCCUACCCCCAAGCCGGAGGAAGAAGAGCUGGAUGAGGAGCUGAGUGGAGCGGGGACCGUAGAGAGUCCUGGGGACUGGAGUACACAGCUGGCUAGCUCCCACAGACAACACAUGCCCCCUCUCCUCUCUUCCCUCUCCUGCCUGGUGCUCUACCUGAGCCGGCAGCAGCACUCUUCCUUCUUGUCUCUCACUCGCUCCCCCAGUUCGGCUGAGGCCUGGCGCCUCCUCUGCCAUUCCAGCCUGGCGCUGCUCAUCCUCUACAACCGCCACCGAGAGUGUGAAGUGGCCAAGCUCACCACCCAGGACUACCACAACCGCACCACCCCCCAAAGCCCCACCCUGACCCAGGCUAACUCGGCCAACACCCCCCCGACAGGCAUGGAGGCCAUCCUCUCCCCCUUCGAGCAUCAGGUCCUCUGCCACCUCCCCCGGGCAGGUGUGCUGGGCAAGCGGGGGCGCAUCCAGCCCCUCAUCCUGCCCCCGCACUGCGAGUCCUGCCUGGAGCUGCUCCUUCAGACCUCCUCCAACGUGGGCGUCGACCCCCACAGCCCCUACGUCUUCUCCCGGCCCUUCCACUCGCCCGCCACGCCGCUCCGGGGCACCGACCUACUGCGCAACCUGGCGCGGGCCAGCGGCGCCAAGAACCCCCGGGCGUUGACCCAGACACGGGCGCGCCAGCAGGUAGCCAUUCUCACCCAGCUACUGCUCCUGGAGGAAGGCGAGGGGCAGGGCCAGCCGGGCGGGGCUGCCGCCAAGCGCCUGGAAGACUUCCUGCAGAGGGAGUACCACGUGACCCAGAGCUGCGCCACGAUAGGCCGAGACCCGGCGCUGAUGGGCCGUGUGGGCAGGGUGGUGAUCUAUGGGGAAAAGGAGGGGGUCCUCUUCAGAGGGAUGAGUCUGCAGCACAUCUGUCUAGAGCUGGAUGUGAUGUCAGGAAACUCUGCGGACUCCUUCUCAGACGACUCAGACGUGGAGGCGGAGAAGGUUAAGGAGAAGGUUAAGGAGAAGGUUAAAGAGAAGGUUAAGGAGAAGGUGGAGGAGAAGGUGGGGGAGGUGAAGAAGCAACCAGGUCAACCCCCCAGCAAGAAUAAAGCCCCUGCUCCCUCCUCGGUCAACCCCUCGCUCCCUGGUGCCCACAAGAGGAGGGUCAUUCAGCCCAAGUCCGGGAAGCGUGGGGUGCUGAAGCGGCCCUGGUCGGAGGCGGAGCGCAUCGCCGUGGAGACGCACCUGAAGAGGAACAUCAUGGAGCAGCGCGUGCCAGCCAAGGCGGACUGCGAGCGCUGCCUGCAGCUCUGUCCCCUGCUGGUCAGCAACCAGCGAGACUGGAGAGCCAUCAAGUUCUACUGCCACAACCGCAUCCAGCUACUGAAGAAGCAAGGCAGGAGGGAGAGGGCAGGGAACUCUGUUAGAUAGAGAUGGGAGAGAGCGAGAGAACUGACUUCAACCAUCUGGAGUGACCCUAUUCUAGUCCUGGAGAAGUGCAGUCUGCUUGUUUUUCGUCCGAAUUUACCUGACCUCUGACCUGACCUUAAGAGGUCGUUCCUGGGACUAGGUGUGCACCAUCAGUCCUAGCCCUGUAGCCCAGUAAUGCAGUGUUGUCUUCAUCAAGAGUCAAGGAGAGAAUUAACUGGGAUUAGUUGAAAUGUCUCCUCUGACCAGGGGACAUAUCCACAUAGUGUCUCAAAAGGGGUCUAGGAAUCCUGUUAAAACUGAGUUUUUAAGACCAAAAAAAAGCCUCCCAGCUCACAGUAGGUUUUAUGAUGUUAAGACACUGAACAGACAAACUCUGAACCAGGAGUAAAAUCAACUCCUAAAAAGGGUUCAUCUCAGCUGGUCGUCACGACAGUUUGAGGUACCGCAAAGGAAAGAUGGUGAUGAGUCUCAUCGUUGUAAAUUAUUGGAAAUAACCAAUCACGAAGAGGCAUGGCCAGCUGUGACCUGUAUAGCACAUUUUCAGACACCCAGAUGAAUGUGACUUUACAUCAAAUGUUGCAAUGGUAAAACACUUGGUAUAAUUUCUCUGACACGAUCACUUUGCCUAACUCCUAAUUAUUGCCUAAUAUGUUGGCAUGCAUAACCUUCUUCUUUAUUUUUAUUUUUUUUACCAAUUCUGAUGUUUUUUUUAAAAAGCGUGAGUUUUAGAAUAUGGUCGCUAAAACUCUGAACUCCUGGAUGAUUACUCUAAAUGUAUUUUGUACAGUACUGUAGGCAUCACGUCUCUUACUGAUAAUGUUGCAUUAAAACCUGUCAUUUUCAACACCCAAUCAAAGUUAACAUAGGCCCUAAAUACCUUCAGUGGCCCAAUAUUACUUAGGCAUGUUAUUUAACAGUGUUGCAGGCAUUCAAAUGAUCAAGACACCUGCCGGUAACUCUUAACUGGUGAGGUCAGAUCAUGAGGUCUCUUAAAUAUCUGUCAACUAGUUUAGGUUUAAUGCCUAGCUUUUAUUUUUUAUUUUUUUUUACCCCGUAAGAGUAGGAGUAAAAUGUCUCUAUUCUCAGCACUUACGACACAUUUUCUACUCCUGAGACGCUUUGUGGAUACGGGCCCUGGAUUACGAAACAACAGUCCUAGAAGUUCCUGGAGAAUCCCGAGUUUUAAAACCCUUGUUGUUAUUUCAAUCUGUUGGGACAGUAUACAGGGAAAUGACUGAGAAAGUGAGGGAGUUCAGAGGAGUGGACCUCCACCUCCACUGAAAGCUGAAGACCAAAUGUGAAUAUUACGUUGUCUUUACAGAGAUGGAGGAAGAAACACAUGGAUUAAAGAGCUUAAGGAGCUGUUUGAUAUGGAUAACUGACUGUCAUAUGGAUUAAACCAAUAUGACCCCCCCCCCCCCCCUAGAAUGAGCAUACAUGUCAUAUGGGAGGAGCUGUUUGAGUCAUGUCAUAUGGGAGGAGCUGUUUGAUUCAUGUCAUAUGGGAGGAGCUGUUUGAUUCAUGUCAUAUGGGAGGAGCUGUUUGAGUCAUGUCAUAUGGGAGGAGCUGUUUGAUUCAUGUCAUAUGGGAGGAGCUGUUUGAGUCAUGUCAUAUGGGAGGAGCUGUUUGAGUCAUGUCAUAUGGGAGGAGCUGUUUGAGUCAUGUCAUAUGGGAGGAGCUGUUUGAUUCAUGUCAUAUGGGAGGAGCUGUUUGAGUCAUGUCAUAUGGGAGGAGCUGUUUGAUUCAUGUCAUAUGGGAGGAGCUGUUUGAUUCAUGUCAUAUGGGAGGAGCUGUUUGAGUCAUGUCAUAUGGGAGGAGCUGUUUGAGUCAAGUCAUAUGGGAGGAGCUGUUUGAGUCAUGUCAUAUGGGAGGAGCUGUUUGAUUCAUGUCAUAUGGGAGGAGCUGUUUGAUUCAUGUCAUAUGGGAGGAGCUGUUUGAGUCAUGUCAUAUGGGAGGAGCUGUUUGAGUCAAGUCAUAUGGGAGGAGCUGUUUGAGUCAUGUCAUAUGGGAGGAGCUGUUUGAUUCAUGUCAUAUGGGAGGAGCUGUUUGAGUCAUGUCAUAUGGGAGGAGCUGUUUGAGUCAUGUCAUAUGGGAGGAGCUGUUUGAUUCAUGUCAUAUGGGAGGAGCUGUUUGAUUCAUGUCAUAUGGGAGGAGCUGUUUGAGUCAUGUCAUAUGGGAGGAGCUGUUUGAUUCAUGUCAUAUGGGAGGAGCUGUUUGAUUCAUGUCAUAUGGGAGGAGCUGUUUGAGUCAUGUCAUAUGGGAGGAGCUGUUUGAGUCAUGUCAUAUGGGAGGAGCUGUUUGAUUCAUGUCAUAUGGGAGGAGCUGUUUGAGUCAUGUCAUAUGGGAGGAGCUGUUUGAUUCAUGUCAUAUGGGAGGAGCUGUUUGAUUCAUGUCAUAUGGGAGGAGCUGUUUGAGUCAUGUCAUAUGGGAGGAGCUGUUUGAGUCAUGUCAUAUGGGAGGAGCUGUUUGAUUCAUGUCAUAUGGGAGGAGCUGUUUGAGUCAUGUCAUAUGGGAGGAGCUGUUUGAUUCAUGUCAUAUGGGAGGAGCUGUUUGAUUCAUGUCAUAUGGGAGGAGCUGUUUGAGUCAUGUCAUAUGGGAGGAGCUGUUUGAGUCAUGUCAUAUGGGAGGAGCUGUUUGAUUCAUGUCAUAUGGGAGGAGCUGUUUGAGUCAUGUCAUAUGGGAGGAGCUGUUUGAUUCAUGUCAUAUGGGAGGAGCUGUUUGAUUCAUGUCAUAUGGGAGGAGCUGUUUGAGUCAUGUCAUAUGGGAGGAGCUGUUUGAGUCAUGUCAUAUGGGAGGAGCUGUUUGAUUCAUGUCAUAUGGGAGGAGCUGUUUGAGUCAUGUCAUAUGGGAGGAGCUGUUUGAAUUCAUGUCAUAUGGGAGGAGCUGUUUGAUUCAUGUCAUAUGGGAGGAGCUGUUUGAUUCAUGUCAUAUGGGAGGAGCUGUUUGAAUUCAUGUCAUAUGGGAGGAGCUGUUUGAUUCAUGUCAUAUGGGAGGAGCUAUGGAUAAGUGACUGGCGUGAACUCUAACCAUUACCAUUAGCUGUGUUUUUAACAGUGUCGAUCAAAGUAUUGGACCAUGAUGCACCAGUGAACUUGUUCACGCACAACUCUGUACCACGGUUUCAGUUAAAACGGAUAUGAAACAAGGCACGCAUACUUUACAUUGUUUGUCAUGUCUUGUUUUUAUUUUAUUUUAUAUAAUUUGUAGUCAUUUUACUCGACAAUAUAAUGUGGUCUUGUUAGUAACAAAUGUAAAUACGUGUUAAUCAAGAAUGAAAUUUGAUGUAGUAGUGGUUCUAAAGUUGGUCGUAUUGUGCUAAGGUGUACAUAUUGUAAAUACCGCAUUUUGAAGUGUUUUCUGAACCACAAAUUGUAACGUGAUAUUUUGCACUAUGGUAACAGAAGUAACAAAAAAAGGUUAUCUGCAGUACUGCAAAAACAAAAUAAACUAAAAAAAAAAUCUGAA
Molecule: messenger RNA, 6448 nt
Organism: Oncorhynchus mykiss (rainbow trout)
Lineage: Eukaryota; Metazoa; Chordata; Actinopteri; Salmoniformes; Salmonidae
Molecular function (GO): protein binding
Source: RefSeq, a predicted model, not a curated record